Microthlaspi erraticum is the source of this 1401-nucleotide messenger RNA. The record is from the annotation of a GenBank genome assembly. NCBI's taxonomy places the organism in Eukaryota, Viridiplantae, Streptophyta, Magnoliopsida, Brassicales, Brassicaceae.
AUGGCAGCCUCAAGCACCGCUGCUACAUUCAGAGCCUCCGUUUCUUCAGCUUCUUCCUCAUCCCAAUUGACCCAUUGGAGAUCCCCCUCCAAAGCUGUCAAAUUUACGCCUCUGCCACCGUCUCGUUCAAGGUUCUCUGUUUCGUGCACUGUCGCCAAGGACCCGGCUGUUCUCAUGACCGCCGGAUCUGACCCGACCCUGUGGCUACGACCCGAUUCGUUCGGUCGGUUCGGGAAGUUCGGUGGGAAGUAUGUCCCUGAGACUCUUAUGCACGCUCUCUCCGAGCUCGAAUCGGCUUUUCAUUUUCUAGCCUCCGACGAUGAUUUCCAGAGAGAGCUGGCAGGGAUCUUGAAAGACUACGUGGGUCGAGAAAGCCCUCUGUACUUCGCAGAGAGGCUCACGGAGCAUUACCGUCGCGAAAACGGCGAAGGGCCGCUCAUAUACUUGAAGAGAGAGGACCUGAACCACACAGGAGCUCACAAGAUCAACAACGCCGUGGCUCAGGCGCUUCUCGCCAAGCGUCUGGGGAAGAAGAGGAUCAUCGCCGAGACGGGAGCUGGUCAACACGGCGUGGCUACAGCCACCGUGUGCGCUCGUUUCGGUCUGGAGUGCAUUAUCUACAUGGGUGCUCAAGACAUGGAGAGACAAGCUCUCAAUGUGUUCAGAAUGCGACUUCUUGGUGCUGAGGUGAGAGCGGUUCACUCUGGAACGGCGACGUUGAAGGACGCGACAUCGGAAGCGAUAAGAGAUUGGGUGACGAACGUGGAGACGACGCAUUACAUAUUGGGAUCUGUGGCGGGUCCUCAUCCAUACCCGAUGAUGGUGAGAGACUUCCACGCGGUGAUCGGUAAAGAGACGAGGAGGCAGGCGUUGGAGAAGUGGGGAGGGAAGCCUGAUGUUCUUGUGGCUUGUGUUGGUGGUGGUUCUAAUGCGAUGGGACUCUUCCAUGAGUUUGUGGAUGAUGCGGAGGUUCGGAUGAUCGGUGUGGAAGCUGCCGGGUUCGGAUUGGAUAGUGGUAAACACGCUGCUACGUUGACGAAGGGAGAGGUCGGUGUGCUUCAUGGAGCUAUGAGUUACUUGCUGCAAGAUGAUGAUGGUCAAAUCAUUGAGCCUCACUCCAUCAGUGCAGGAUUGGAUUAUCCUGGAGUUGGGCCGGAGCACAGUUUCCUUAAAGACAUGGGACGAGCUGAGUACUAUAGUGUAACCGAUGAAGAAGCGUUGGAAGCGUUCAAGAGAGUGUCGCGGUUAGAGGGAAUCAUUCCGGCGCUGGAGACGUCCCACGCGUUAGCUCACCUUGAGAAGCUGUGUCCGACUUUAUCAGAUGGGACGAGAGUGGUGUUGAACUUCAGUGGAAGAGGAGAUAAAGAUGUUCAGACGGUGGCUAAGUAUCUUGAAGUUUGA